GUGAGCGGAGAAUACUUCGAGGAUACGAUAGAGCUUCGCAGAUUUUCGAUGAUGAGAAACUUUCAGAAACUACGGAAACCCGUCGACAGAACGGACUGGGGCGAAACGCCGGCCAUUGCGAAUGCAUUCUACGACGCCUCCCUGAAUGCAAUGAUUUUCCCGGCAGGAAUUCUUCGGUCGCCGUAUUUUUCGAAAGACGUGCCGAUGUUUUUGAAUUUUGCCGGCAUCGGCAGCGCCGUCGCUCAUGAGCUGACACACGGAUUUGAUAAUGAAGGUCGACAGUUUGACAAGAACGGAAAUUUCAGCACCUGGUGGAGUAAAAAAGACAGUAUAAACUUUAAUAAGAAAGCCAAAUGUGUUACCGACCAGUACGAUAACUUCACUAUCAGUGCCGAUGGGAAAGAGUGGCAUGUUAACGGCACACUGAUUCAAGAUGAAGCCAUAGCUGAUAUAGGGGCCGUACGACUAGCUCUUCAGAGCUAUCUGAAUUGGCGAGCGAAAAACUCGGUUGAUGAGUCGGAUUUACCUGGCCUCUCACAAUACAACUGGAAACAGCUGUGGUUUCUAAGCAUGGCGCAGGAAUGGUGUGGGAUAGAGCGAGACGAGAACGCUGUGUUUAGCCUCAUGACGUCCGUUCACCCGCCCGACAAAAUCAGAGUGAACGGGCCCGUUUCCAACAGCGAAGAAUUCGCCGAAACGUACAACUGCGCAGUUGGAAGCGCCAUGAACCCGCGACGAACGAAAUGCGUGAUAUGGUAAACAGCGCUUUCGUCCAGCGUGCCGAUGACGUCAUCGCGCGACGCCAGUGCACUCGUGUCGCAUCAAUCAUUGUCGCAUCGUCGCUGCUGUGCUCCGGCACUCCUUAUCGGCAGUCCUUAUCGGCACUCCAGCAUCGUUAUUGUCCCAUCCCUUGCCGACGACGACGGCGACGGCGUACGAUGUCAGGGGACGCUCGAGAGUCAUUAAGGAGAGUCAGAAUUUGCACAUUGAUACAAGUCGUCUGCCUUUGUGGAUUCAGUUUUCAUCAAGGUCAAGGUUACCCGUGCACCGCCAGGAGCCUGCCGCCGCCCAAUGAUGUCAAGGAUGGUUUUCAUUCACCGCGCGGGUUGUUACCGGCAACCGCAUCUUAUGACGCUCAAUUAUUAUUAUGCCUGCUGUUGCAUUUAGCGCUGUAGAGAUAGAGGUAGCCCCUUACGGUGGGCAUCACACGCGUGUGCACGUACGCGCGCCUGCGCGCAUAUACACGCAUGCACACACGCACGCACGCACGCACGUAAA
Messenger RNA from Priapulus caudatus, 1278 nucleotides. Its product is annotated as neprilysin-11-like. The coding region runs from base 49 to 759 and encodes 236 amino acids. Gene Ontology annotation, biological process: protein processing. NCBI's taxonomy places the organism in Eukaryota, Metazoa, Priapulida, Priapulimorpha, Priapulimorphida, Priapulidae. Gene Ontology annotation, molecular function: metalloendopeptidase activity. The record is from RefSeq and is a predicted model, not a curated record. The transcript is spliced from 8 exons. Gene Ontology annotation, cellular component: plasma membrane.